Aspergillus calidoustus is the source of this 1170-nucleotide messenger RNA. The record is from the annotation of a GenBank genome assembly. Lineage: Eukaryota; Fungi; Ascomycota; Eurotiomycetes; Eurotiales; Aspergillaceae.
AUGUCAACGUCCAAACCAACCCCAUCAAUACUGAUCCUCGGCGCCGGGUGCUUUGGCCUCGCUACAGCCCAUCACUUCGCCUCUUGCGGAUAUUCCCACAUUAUUGUCCUGGACAAGGAUAGCGAGUUUCCCAGCCGCUUCUCAGCAGCCAACGACCUCAACAAGGUGAUCGGUGCCGAGUAUGCAGACCCGUUCUAUACCGACCUGACCCUGGAGGCGAUCCAUAACUGGCAGACCGACCCGUUAGAUGUAGUUGAGAAGUACUACUUGUCAGUCCAGAGCCACCCUGGCUUCAAAGGCCAAGUCCGACGAGUGACCGGCCACGCUGAAACCAAAGAACUUGCUCCGGGAUUUACCGGGCCCGUCGAGGGUUGGUCGGGAUACUACAACAAGCUCGCUGGAUACGCGCACUCCGCUAAUGCACUUGAGGCAGUGUACAAGGCCUGUCCGGCUCUCGGGGUCAAAUUCAAACUUGGGCACAUGGACGGAGAGGCCGAGGUGCUCCUUUAUGCCUCCUCCCUCCGCAACGGCAUGACCUGUAUCGGUGCCAGAACUAAAGGUGAAAACGUCCAUCCAGCCGACAAAACUAUCGUGGCCCUCGGCGCAAGCACCCCGACCCUCAUUUCGAGUAUCGGGAAGCAAAUGACCGGCCGGUGCUGGGGUAUCGCGCACAUCCAACUCACGACCGAGGAAGUCCGCUCGCUACGCGGCAGCCCCGUAACAAACGUCCGCGACUUAGCCUUCUUCUUCGAACCAGACCACGAGACUAACAAGCUCAAAUUCUGCCACAUGGGUGGCGCCUUCACGAACUUUUCUGGAGGAUCGAAAGCAGAAUCUGGCCUAUCCAUACCGUUCACCACCCCUUCCGAAUCUCAAUUUAUCCCCGCCGACGAUGAGCGAUAUAUCCGCCAACUCCUCCGCGAGGCCCUUCCAGGUCUUGUGGACCGGCCACUCAUCGACGCGCAUCUGUGUUAAAUUACCGAUACUGAUGACUCGGACUAUAUCAUUGUUUUUGCCCCGUGGAAGGGUGAGUCGCUCGUGGUUCCCUCGGCCGACUCUGGGCACGGCUUCAAGAUGAUGCCGAUCUUUGGAAGCUUUGUGCAAACGCUCUUGGAGAAGGGGAGGCAGGCGCAGGUUAAGUGGCAAUGGAAUCGAUCUAAGCCGGGCCCG